Messenger RNA from Acipenser ruthenus (sterlet), 7845 nucleotides. Its product is annotated as coxsackievirus and adenovirus receptor homolog. Lineage: Eukaryota; Metazoa; Chordata; Actinopteri; Acipenseriformes; Acipenseridae. The transcript is spliced from 9 exons. The record is from RefSeq and is a predicted model, not a curated record. Bases 155 to 1273 code for a protein of 372 amino acids.
CACCUGUCUCCAACAGUCUGUGAAGGAGCAGGAAGGAUUGUCACUCUGCUGGUUUUAGCUACUCAAGCUACUCCUGGUACUAGUUCGAUCAGCAAUAUCCUUUUUGUAACGAGGUGACCAGAAGUGAACGCAAUAUUCUAGGAUUGCAGCAGGAAUGGACGUGUUGUGUUGGAGGAAGCCUGGUGUGUGCUUUAGAAAGUUAUUGAUGGUGCUCUCUGCAAUCUACCUGAGCACAGAUAUGACUGUGGCAAUGAAGGUGACCUCCAUUGGGCCACAGACAGUCCGCAAAGCCCGGGGCGAGACAGUAGUUCUGGGAUGUACUUUCAUCGCUGACGACGCAGAUAGGGGAGAGCUGGACAUUGAGUGGUCGAUCAUGAGCCCAGAUACAACACAGAAAGAUGAGCUGAUCCUGGGUUUUUCUGGGGGUGAGGUGUUUCAUUACGGCAGCCAAGAUCUCAGCAAACGUUUGAGCUUCACGGCUAAGAACCCAGCAUUGGGUGACGCCUCUAUUUCCAUAACAGACCUGAAACUUGGAGACACAGCAACCUACCAGUGCAAAGUGAAGAAAACGCCGGGCAUUGAUACACGCAAGGUUACAUUGGUGGCGGAGGUGCGGCCCUCAGUGCCCAGGUGCUCAGUGCAGGGGAGCCAGGAUGAGGGCAGCUCAGUAUCUCUCAGCUGCAAAUCUGAUGAGGGCAUGAUCCCCCUCACCUACAAGUGGGAGAGGCAGAGUGGAGGAGGACUACCGCCCACAGCCAUACAGAACCCUGGAACAGGCAUACUCCUGAUCCAGAAUCAUACCAAGAGUUUCUCAGGAUCGUAUCGAUGCACAGUGAGAAACGCUGUUGGAGAGGAGCAGUGUGUGCUGUCGCUUGGUGUAAGCCCAUCUGUGAAUAAAGCCGGAAUGAUAGCGGGCGCUGUGAUUGGUGCUCUGCUUUUGUUGCUCCUCCUCCUGCUCCUCAUCUGGCUUCUUAUUUGCUGUUGCAACAAGCGGCGAUAUGAGAAGGAAGUGGCCAAUGAGAUCAGGGAGGAUGUGGCCUCUCCAAUCAGUCGCUCGGUCACACCCAAUGCCAGUGUCCACUCCAGCUUCCGCUCCAUCCUGGGCUACCGCUCACAUCACAUCACUGGCUACCAUUACCAACGAGCCAACCACAGUGUCAUCUACAAGGAGCAGCUUAUGGACAUCCACAAACCAUCGAAUUACAACCUGACAAUACCUGGGGGGGCUCCUGUUAUGACAUUCGCUCAAAACAGAGAAGGGUACUCUGUCUAAAAAGACAGAAAAGUAGUUAGUGUAUAGGAUAAAAAAAGUGAUGCAACAAAAGAGAUAUAGGUUUGAUAUAGUAUGGGAGAAAUUGUGUAUUUUAAAAGUGUUAUAAUUUCUAUAAGUAUAAAAAUCCAUAUAUUUGAUGGAUACGGACAGUUGGAGCCUUAUCACAUAUUCUAAAUCACUGCGCUACAUCACAGAAUUUAAAGUAUCGGUAGCCAUCUGGUUUACAGUUACAGAUGUGCACAGUAACUAUGAAACUGAGUGACCAAUUACCUGCAAUAAAUCCCAAAGUAGUAAGCAGACAUGCCGAUCUGGAUGAAGAACAAUGAAAUAAACAGGAAGAUUUCUGAUACAGACCUUAAACAAAUUACUGAAUUAAUACAGGAAAUAAAUAAAUAACUCAGUGCCGUCUCAACUCCGCCCCCUGGUGUAUUUUUUUUUUAAUGGCAAUGUGCACAAUAUCAAAAAUAAAGAUGUACGGGGACUUCCGGUGGCUUCCACCCAAGAUGGCGGCUUAGUUUGAGAGCUCCCACACUCAUCGCCCGAUUUAUUAAAAAAUAUACUUAUUAUUUCAGUGAAGGGCACGUUUUGCUACUAGCAUUACACAAUGGAGACACCAGAGAAAAGGGAUUCGUCAGCCAUGGACCCAAAUACUCCUUCCCCAACUAUGAAAGCCAAGAGUAAAAAAGCCAAAAAGCAGCUACUUACCUUUGAGUGCACAGCACAGAACGCGACUGAGCCCAGCCGCCAGGAUCCACAGGGUCAGACGCUGCCCUGGCUAACAGGUCCCAGCUUCAUUCGCUGAGAGAUUUUAUUGUGGAAUGCAUCAGGGAGUGUUUAAAAAGCUAAAUCACUGCUGAGAUUAAAACGGUUUGUGCCGAAAUUAAGUCCAUCCAAUCUCGGCUGCAGCAAACCGAGGAGAAGAUUUCCGUUACUUUCUCCACUGUUGACAAGCAGAAUAAGCGCGUAGAUAUUCUCCAGGCUGCCCAGCGCCAAAACCGGGCUUGCAUUGAAGAAUCUGAAACGGAGAUUGCCUUGCUUAAAUCUCGACUGGCUGAGUUAGAGGAUAGAAACCGCCGAUCGUAUUUGCGGAUCGUGGGCUUGCCAGAGGGUACCGAGGGGGGGGGGGACCCUAUUGACUUCCUGCAAAAAUCCCUACCAAUGUGGCUGUCAUCUUUGACCGGGCCUAUUGAAAUUGAGAGGGCCCAUCGCAUCUAUGAUGGAUCUAGCGCUCGCAGAGACAGGCCUUGCACCUUCAUUUUUAAAUUACUUCGCUAUACUGAUCGGCAGCUCAUUCUUAGGGCUGCCAGAAAUGUAGCUACACCACCCCGGCUAGACGGAAGCUCUCUACUUUUCUUCCCUGAUUACUCCGCCUUUACUGCCCAGCGAAGAAAAUGUUUUGCCCCGGUUCAGAAAUCUCUCAGGCAGCUUGGAGUCCAGAACUUCUUGUUAAACCCGGCUAACUGAAGAUCAUUCAUAAUGGCCAACCCAGUAUGUUUGACUCGGCAAAGGAAGCGGAAAGAUUCGUCUUGGGAUUAUCUAAUACUCAAUCUAUGGACUAAAUCUGCCGCAUUAUUUCAAACACCAGAAAUGUGUGUGUGUUUUUUGUUUGUUUUUCUCUCGCUUUUGGAAAACACUACUGCUCUAAUAUGGUUAACUGAACCCUACAGCACGGGAUCUGCUUAAUCGGGACUGUAUGUAAGUUACAUCCACAUGGUAGUGUAUGUUGGGGUGUAAUUGUUUUUGUAUUACAUUACAUCUAUCUAUAUAUUGGGAUGGGGUUAGUUAUGCACUGUUAUUUAAUUUAAUUGUAUUGCAAUACAGACACCCUGAUUUUCUUUUCUACGUUGUAUUAACCUAUUAUAUAGUUCUACCUUCCUGAAGUGCAUUAUGUUUUGAGUUUUUGGGUGUGGGUUUUGCAUCUUGGUUCGAAACCACGGAAGCUAAUAUUUUUUGUUUUUGUUCUGGCAAUGAGGGUCACGGCGGCACUAUGAGCUGCUGCUUCUCUCAGCUAGUCAGUUUUGUAAAAAUAGUUGUUUUUGUAUAUCAGAUUACAUUUAUUAGGCAAUCGCUUGGGAGCACAUUGUUAUACCAGUGCAGGGCUAUUUAAAACAUUUUUUAUUUUUGUUUUAUUUAAUCUGUCCGAUGCUAAUUCCAGGAUAUGUUUACUUCUUUCAUUGCUGUCUGUUAACUAUGCAACCUCUGUUAUACACGCUCAGUACACAUGGGAGGAGUGGCCCCGUACUGCCUAUUUUAAACCUCCAUAAUGGCUAAUUAUAAUUAUAUGUCCUGGAACGUGCGUGGUCUUAACUCCCCCAUUAAACGAGCCAAAUGUUUAGAUUUUUUACAUCGUAAAAACGUUACAAUUGCAUUAAUUCAGGAGACCCAUCUCAAAUCUGCUGAUGUCAAUAGAUUUCAAAAUAAACACUAUAAAGUAAUUGCUCACUCCUGCGCCUUGAAUAAAACAAAAGGGGUACUGACUGUGGUUAACAGACUGAUAAAUAUUACUAUUAAUAGUUCAAGCAAUGAUACUGAAGGCCGUUUCUGUCAAGUAAUAGCAACACUUAACAGUGUUAAACUGUGCUUAGCAUCAGUUUAUGCACCCAAUGUUUUCGAUCCUCAAUUUUUUGAGAACAUCAGGCUUAAGCUAUCAGCACUCCCAGAUUGUGCACUUAUUGCUGGGGGGGAUUUUAAUUUGACUUUCAACCCAGCUCUUGAUACUUCAUCACAGGGCACUGCCCUGUCUCUUAUCCCUGCCUCUAAAUACUUUCAGAACUUUGUGCAAGACUUAAAUGUACAUGAUGCUUGGCGUCUGAGAAACAAUGGUGUUAAAGAUUUCACAUUCUUUUCGAAUAGACACAAAAUAUACUUUCGCAUCGACUACAUUUUUAUCUCCCCAAUUAUUAUGCAUAAUAUUAUUUCCACAGAUAUAUUGCCAAUUCUUAUUUCUGAUCAUGCUCCGGUUUUGUAUUCAUUUGACUUGGUCCCAGGAAUUAAGCGUGCUAAACGCUGGCGUUUUAACUAAUUUUUACUUCAGAAUGAAGCUGUCUUAAAACAUCUCACAGAGAGUUUGAGAGAUUUCCUAGAAAUCAACCGUAAUACUGCAACCAACCCACAUUCAUUAUGGGAGGUUACUAAAUGCUUUAUUAGGGGCUGCUGUACAGCCUUUUCUUCUAACUUGAAUAAAACACGAAACAAAGACAUCCUCCAGCUAGAAACUACUAUUUCACAGUUAGAAAAAGAACAGAAGUGUAACUUCUUAAAAAGUAAAGCAAAACAGUUAGCCACCUUAAAGACUGAAUUCAAAAAUCUUAUUAGUAGCAGAGCAGAAUUCCUGGUACACAAAACAAGACAGCUCUAUUAUGAGCACGCAGAGCGACCUAGCAGGUUACUUGCAUUGCGUUUAAAACAAUCUGAACACUUGGCUUCUAUUGAGGCAAUCAGGGACAGCAAUAAUGUUGUACUUUCUAAACCAGAGCAGAUUAGCAAAGUCUUUCAAUAUUUUUAUUCUCAACUUUACACCUCUGAAGCUGGUGCAGACUUGGCAAAAAUUGAGGAUUUUUUAAAUCCAUUGGAAUUGCCUCAAUUAACUGCUGAAGAGGCGGAGCACUUGGACGCUCCUUUAACGUUGCAAGAAUUAGAGGCAGCAGCUCGAUCCAUGCAGAAGCGAAAGUCCCCUGGGUUGGAUGGCAUUCCACCUGAGUUAUUGCUGGCAGUAUGGGAUCAAGUUGGUUCAUUAAUGCUCCAUUCUAUAAAUUUUUCACUGCAAACUGGCUCUUUCCAUAGAGAUCAGAAAUCGGCUUUGAUUUCAUUGCUUGUUAUAAAAAGGAAAAGACCCUUUAGACUGUGCCAGCUACUGGCCCCUUUCACUUUUAAAUUCAGAUCUAAAAUUGUUUGCUAAAGCUCUUUCUAGGCGGUUGGAAAAAUAUAUGUGUAAUCUAAUACAUCAUGAUCAGACCGGGUUUUUAAAGAGCCGCCUUGCUUCAGACAACUUACGGCGUCUUUUUCAUAUUAUAGACCAAGCCCCCCAUCAACCCGCCUCUUGUGCUGUAUUUUCUCUGGAUGCUGAGAAGGCAUUUGAUCGCCUGGAAUGGAACUAUCUGUGGGCAGUUCUAGAACGCUUUGGCUUCGGCCAUUCUUUUAUCAAUAUGAUCCGCACUUUAUACAGCAAUCCUACUGCAUGUGUGCAGACCGGGUCAAUGUUAUCCCCUCAGUUUGCACUCGGCAGAGGUACCCGACAGGGCUGCCCAUUGUCACCAUUAUUAUUUGUCCAUUCCUUAGAACCAUUGGUGCAAGCUAUUAGACAAAGUAACAAUAUAGCUCCCAUUACUGUACAGGGGUCCAAACACCAUAUAUCAUUUUAUUAUUUCUAUCUGAUAUUUCUAAUUCAGUCCCUAACGCACUGCAUUUAAUUGAUCAUUUUGGUAAACUCUCUGGAUAUAAAAUAAACUGGUCUAAGUCUGUUUAUAUGCCUUUGAAUCGUAUUGCCAAACAACCCCUCUUCCCCCUCAUAUCUCUAUUAGGCCGCAGCUCACAGACUUUACAUAUUUGGGCAUUAAGAUAUCCCCAAAUUUCCAGCAGAUUCGUAUAGAAAAUAUGCUUGAAGUUAUAAAUAAAAUCAAAACAGAUUUGACUAGAUGGUCUCCAUUACAGGUUUCAUUACAUGGUAGGAUUUCUGUUAUAAAAAUGAAUACACUGCCUUGUAUUAAUUUCCUAUUUUCUAUGAUCCCCAUUUCAUUACCACAAAAGUACCUUGAACAAAUAAAUUCUAUUAUAACUGGUUUUAUUUGGAAGGAUAGGUGACCCAGGAUUCGGUUGACUUUGCAGCGCCCUAAAACAUUGGGUGGCCUGGCAGUACCCAAUUUUAAAUAUUACUACUGGGCUUUUCAGCUAAGGGUAUUUAAAACGUGGCUGGAUUCAGGGUCUACAGCUUCUUGGCGACCAAUUGAGGAAGCCUUAGUUAAGCCAAUCAGACUCCAUGAUCUCUAUUUCUUUUCGAAUGGGUCCAAUCAUUGCAAACUCAUUAGUUAUUUGGAAGAAAGUUAACCGAUUUCUUGGCAGCCCCUCAAAACUUCAUAAGCUUUCACAUAUAUGGAACAAUCCCUUUUUACUGACAGGCUCAGCCUUUUACUUAUCCACCCUGGUCCUCCAGACAUAUUCAUAUUCUUAGUGAUAUCUUUGAUGAUAAUGGCCUUCGCACGUUCCAGGACCUUAAGGAUAAUCACUCACUCCCUGGUUUUACCUAUUUCAUGUACCUCAGACUCCGCUCAGCCCUUGGCACCUAUGGGGUGCCAUUGGACUCUAUGUUACCUAUCCACUCUGUGACUAAUAUAUUUGCUUCAACAGUCACCUCAAGAGGCUUAGUUUCUUCUUUAUAUCACUUUUUUCUUUCUUUUAAAAAUAGCUCCCUUCCAGUUACCUUAAUAUGGGAUAGAGAGCUUGAAAAACUGGGCGGUAGUCCUGAUUGGGAAGCAGUAUGGGACAAUGUCUUUUCGGCCUCAAAAAAUCUAGCACACCAGCUAAUUCACUUCAAACUAGCACAUAGAAUAUAUGCUACACCAUACCGACGAUUCCAGAUGAAGAUCGUUUCAGAUCCUCUCUGCCAUAAAUGCACUCAGGGUGUGGCUGGAACGUAUCUACAUAUGUUCUGGGAAUGUCCUGAAAUUGAAUGCUUAUGGAAAUAUGUGGCGACUGUGCUUUCUGACGUGAUUGGUAUGAAAGUGCCACUGAGUCCCCGACUGCUCCUUCUCAGCGAUGACUCCCAAAUGAAUAUUAGCCUUCAGACACGACGGCUCUUGUUGGCUGGACUAACAGCAGCUAAAAAGUCAAUCCUACGAGGUUGGGUGGAGACAGAGGUACCCUUAGAUCGUGUCUGGUUGCACUCAUUUGCAGAUAUUGUGUUGGUGGAGAGAAGUACAGCUAGAUUACAUCAUGCCAGUGCAAAAACUGAAACGGCAUGGACAGAUGCCUUUUCUUAUCUCAGAAGUUUAUUUUAAUUAGGCCCUAGGCCCUAACCCCUCCCCCUUUUUUUCACUUGUUUUAGAGCUCCCAAUUGUUAGUUUGUAUUCAUGUGUACUAUGCCCAACUAUUUUACUUUCUUGUUAUGGAAAACAAAUAAAAAACAAUUGUUCAAAAAAAUAAAUAAAUAAAUAAAGAUGUACUUUCUUUUACAUGUUUGUCUGUACGCAAAGGUUGCCUCCACUGCAGUGAAGUCAACUCUUUUGUCUUAAUAAAAAGUACUCACUGUGUAACUAUGCCUCUGAAACGAAAAUAAUUUUAUGUUGCAACAAAGCUGGAAACUAUAUUGAUUGUUUCAAAGAUGCAGUAAUGCAGGCAUAGCUCUGUUGUGAAUAUAGGUUUUCAAAAAGCAGUUUUUGGCUUGUUCAGCAACCAUGCGGCAAAGCAAAACUGAUUAAAGAAAAAACAAACAAAAAACUUGAGGAUCUGAUGAACCUUUCCUGUGGGGUUGAUUUGGAAUAAAAGAUCAGGUUGGGAUUCUUGCAUGUUGGAUUAAGAUUUGGUGCACUUUUAAACAAUUCAUGUCAGAUUGACUUUGAAUAAAAGUUCAGCUUCAA